UCACGGUAUGUUGUACGGCAUUCGCUUCGCUCGGCAUCGGUGCAACGGUCGGGUUGCGAAAAAGGGGCACCAACCGAUUUGGAUGCGCAACUAAGUACGCCAGCGAGUGUGAAAAGAUGAAGUGUUUGUCGGGUGGACUGUUGCUCAGCAGCGCCACAUUGCUGGUGUUGGGUCAAGUAGUGACCGGGCUUUCGCUGAGACCUCGCCGUGAUGUUGUAGAGACGGGGAAAGCCAUAGUGAUACAGGGAGUGGCCAAAAUUAAGGAAGCACUUGACCACGGUGUCAGCGCAAAGUCGGAAGGAAAGCGUUCUGUUGAUCUGUUUGGAUUUAAAUUCGGCGGUGGGUCAAGCGUGAACGCCGGCUUCGGCGAUGCAGCGAAUGAGGAAGGUUCUGAGGCGGAGGAAGAUCUGGUAAGGCGUCGUCGGGCGGUUGAUGCGUUGGGCGCUGCCUAUGCCGUUAGCCUUCUGCCUCAGUCAUCGCACGGAACGAACGUCAACAUCGUAAAGAUUAGUUCGGUGUCGAACGUCAAUAAUUUUGGCGAGCUACCGGCAGCGGAACCGGCCGGGACAACGGUCGCAGCACCAGCAGCAGAAAGGCGUCGCCGAUCGCCUGAUAUGGUGCAAUUGGCUGACUUCCAAAAGCAAACGUACACAGUAGAUAGUGAGUUUCGCGGGAAGCAAGCUGUAAAGAAACACGAAUCACUGGAAACGAUUAAAGGUGGUAGCCGUAAGCUGGUGAAGGAUACUGUUGUUCGCAACAAGCGUUCCCCUCAGGAGGAGCAGGAGGACGGUGGGGAAACUGAUGCACCCCCGAAAGGACCUCCACGCGGAGGACCCAAGGGACCGCAUGGCCGUGGACCGCCGGGUGGAUGUGCUAGAGGUCCUCCUCCAGGCAGGGAAGAAGAAACAACCAUGACCACGGCAACGGUUGAACGACGCAAGCGCGACACGAUCGAGCAGCUGGAGAUCGAACGUAGCAAGCGAUCGGCGAAGGGUCCUCCGGAAGGUAUGAAGCGUGCAUCCUGUCGUGGUGGUGGUGGUGGUGGCGGUGGCGGUCAAGGGACUCCAACACCACGGACGGAAGAAGUGAGACGAAAGCGUGACACAUCCAAUCAGAGCAGCGAUUACAGCGAAUUCAGUGGAUCGGAGUCGGAGGAAUCGCAAGAAGCGGCAAAGGGACAAACGCUGGACCGGACACGCAAUCGGCGACAGGCACUCGGGGGCGGGGAAGGUGCGGGAAAGGUGGGAAGCUGGGUUGAGCAGCUGGCUGGUGUGUUUGUGGACACGAUCAAGAAGGUGGUUGACGUGACGAAGAAGACUUUUAGUCGAGGAAAUUCUGAAAUGUAAUGUCUUGGGACGCGUUUGUAAUAGCGGUUUCUCGGAUGGUUUUUUUUCGCAAUGGUGUGAUUUGAAGUGUAAGCAAGCCAAUUCUUCCUAUGUUAUUUGAUAUGCUGAUGUUUAAUAAAGAUUAAGAAAUGAAACUACCCUCA
Messenger RNA from Anopheles stephensi (Asian malaria mosquito), 1489 nucleotides. RefSeq lists its product as uncharacterized. The record is from RefSeq and is a predicted model, not a curated record. The coding region runs from base 117 to 1346 and encodes 409 amino acids. The transcript has 3 exons. NCBI's taxonomy places the organism in Eukaryota, Metazoa, Arthropoda, Insecta, Diptera, Culicidae.